Messenger RNA from Pundamilia nyererei, 2805 nucleotides. It is a transcript of the gene reep3b, whose product is annotated as receptor accessory protein 3b. The transcript is spliced from 8 exons. Gene Ontology annotation, cellular component: endoplasmic reticulum membrane; endoplasmic reticulum tubular network; cytoplasmic microtubule. Lineage: Eukaryota; Metazoa; Chordata; Actinopteri; Cichliformes; Cichlidae. Gene Ontology annotation, molecular function: microtubule binding. Gene Ontology annotation, biological process: endoplasmic reticulum tubular network organization. The coding region runs from base 344 to 1129 and encodes 261 amino acids. The record is from RefSeq and is a predicted model, not a curated record.
AUAGCAUAUGCGGAGGGAGGGUGUUUAUUUUCCCUAAUGACGACAGCACCUUUCUUGUGCCAGGAACUGAGCAGCGAAGCAGAGAAGGAAGGAGGAAAUCUGAUGGGAGGGAGCGACUACAGCAGGAAUAUUUAGGAUACGCGCUUCGUCGUGUAGCUAUGACUCCAAGGACACUGCAGUGAGGUGUUCCUGGUGUGUUGGCUAGCUGAUGUACGACGAGAUUAGCUAGCUGUUUCUGUUUACCGAAGUUUGGGCUGAAAAGUUCACGGCGGUGCGGGAUCGGCGUUUAACAUUAUUAUUGGCUCUGUUCUACUGCUGAAACAGACCUACACAUACAGAAGACAUGGUGUCCUGGAUGAUUUCGAGAUGCGUUGUGCUGCUGUUUGGGACUCUGUAUCCUGCGUACUACUCUUACAAAGCUGUCAAGACCAAAAAUGUUAAGGAAUAUGUGCGAUGGAUGAUGUACUGGAUUGUAUUUGCCCUCUACACUGUCGUGGAGACGAUCACUGACCUAACUCUGGCAUGGUUUCCUCUCUACUACGAGCUAAAGAUAGCUUUUGUGGUCUGGCUGCUGUCCCCUUACACCAGAGGAGCAAGUCUUAUUUACAGGAAGUGUCUGCAUCCUUUGCUGUCCUCCAGAGAAAGGGAAAUAGAUGAGUACAUUGUGCAGGCCAAAGAGAGAAGCUAUGAGACCAUGGUGAACUUUGGCAAGCAGGGCCUGAGCAUUGCAGCCACCGCUGCGGUCACUGCAGCCGUCAAGGGUCAGGGGGCCAUUACUGAGAAGCUGCGCAGCCUGAGUAUGCAUGACCUCACACAGAUAGACCAGCAGGACGACAGAGGAAACCAGCUGUACCAGUACAGCUCCCAUUCUUCCAACCCUGCUGUCAGGAGGUCUCGCAGCAGUGACGCUCCGGAUGGAGAUGAGUACUAUUAUGAUCAGGAGGAAAGGACGGACGAAGAGGCCGAGCCAACCUUCUCUGAAGACGAGGCUGUGAGUCAGAAAGGACUGAGGCGAUCGCAGAGCGUCAAACUGUCUCGAUCCAGAGUUCGCAAAGACGCUCGUUACGGAUCACUGAAGAUUAAAGGCAAGAAGAGACCAGCGCUGAGCGCCGUUAACUACGGAGUCUGAAGACAUUACUGCUGUCACAUACAUACACACAGCUGAGCAGGCUGCUGGUUGGUGGAUGGUACUGUCAGCUUGUUUUUAGCUCUGACUUUUCACUCUGCUGAGCUCUUUGACGAUCACCUUUCUGCUGACAUAUUUAUUACACGCAGUGGCUCAAAGAGCGCUCGCUCUCAGCGAACACGGGCUGACUUUGUUGUGGGAUUUGUUUCUUUCUUCGUUAGCAUUGUAGACAUGUUUCUAUGUGUGUCUAGAUUUUAGAUGAGCUGUUGAUUUGUUUGUAAUUUUACAGGACACAUGCCACCUAAGGCGUCCUCUGUGAGGAGUUCAUAAAGUCAUGCUUCACUAGUUUUCAUGCUGUUGCAUCACAGUAACCCCUCAACAGGCACAAGCUUUGGUUCUCCACUAUUGUCAAUGUUUUGCAUCAAUGAUUUUUCUUGUGCAAAAGACCAAAAUCUCAAAGUUUGAGUGAACCUUCAACUAUUGUGUGCUUGGCUGGAGUCACGUGACACUAAUGGCUAACACUCAUACUCUACAUAGACAUUUACAUUGCUUUUAAAAUAGCUUGUUAAAAAUCUUAAUUAAAGCUUUAUCCAGAGCAGCAGAAGAAGGGCGAAUGUCUAAUAACACGUCUGUCUUAUUAGCAAACAUGAGCGAGCUGCACAUUCAGCUACACAACACAACUUCAUUCCAACUUUCAGCUCAGAGUGAAAAAUCACUGUUCUCGUGGUGGAAUAUAAAAUGUUGAACUUGCAUUUAGAAUAACCAAAGUUGUUUUUAUUAUAUAUGUUUUUAUGAUUUAUUUAGCAGUUCAGCUUCAAACUCUAUUCGAAAAGUUUGGCAUUAGUUCUGCUUUUGCUGCCUUUUAGCUGUUUUACCUGCUCGUACCACUAUUGUUGGAGUCUGGACUUGUGGCCUAAUUGGUACCCACUUACAGUACCAGUGGAGAGCAAUGUGAAAGCAUGAACAUUUGAGGAGAGCAGGCCUGACAGAGCUGAUAUUCAGACUCUUCUGUCGGGGGGAAACGACGUGAAUAAGAGAGAGUGUCAGCACUUGUGCAGGCCUGCAGCUCCCACUCUUGAUGAUUAUUUUCUAUUUUUUAUUGGUGCACUUUGUACUGUGUCCCGAUCUCUCCCUGGUUGUAAAUUUCAAGUCGUGUUUUGUGCUAUUACUCAAGUUUUGCUUUCUGAAUGGUGUUUUUUUUGUGAGGUGAUCAAAAGGUGUUUUGUAUGCAACCACAUGUUUUGCACAUAUACCUCCUCUUAUACUUUUUUAUCUUUAUGCUGUCCUUGCUUGUCAUCUCAAUUUUAAUGUAACUAGCUGUGAGAGGAUGCAGAGCACGAGGUGGCUGAUGGAUGCUGAUAACAGCUGCUCGUAGCAUUCGUUUCCUCGCACACUGCUGGUUGAGCGACGUUGUGAUUUCUGCGUUUCUCUGGCAGAAACGAUGUCGAUGUGUCAUCGUGUCCUGGUUCAAUUUUCAGCCUUUUUUUAUUUGCUUUGAUGCAACAACAAGCCAAACGUAUUCACAUCAGCGGGUCCAUGUAACCAUUGUAACUGACUAAUGAUAUCAAAGCUUUGUAUCCACACAAAGCACUGUGGCUGUGUGACCUUUGUGGGGAAGAUACCUGGUGUGUGGAGGUGUAAUAAAAGAAAGUUUGUCUGACUGCAGUCAGGCCAACAGA